UACAAACGUUAGACGGACAGUGGUUCUCGACGGAUAGAUCGGAGAAAAAUUAGUGCACUUACUCGAGAUUCGACCUAGUGUCAGCUGAUAGAGAAUGGCUUGCUCGAAACUUUACUCAGUCCUGCUGUUGGCUGUCGUUUUCGCCAUAGUGGCUGCGAAACCUGGAUACCUGGGUGGAUACGGAUACGGAUACGGAUAUCCUUACUCUUAUGGCUACAGAUACCCGUUUUACGGGUAUGGACAUGGUGGUUUCGGACAUGGUUAUGGUGGCUACCACGGCUACGGUUACGGUCCUGGAUUUGGUCACUUUGGCUAUUUCUAAUCGAAAAGACGACCGAUUUGGAUUCUACUCUAUACGAUUCGAAAAGGAGUGUUGUUUCAAAUGAUCUUAUAGUACAGAUUCUAUUGUCGAAAACACAUUUCACGGUAUUGGGACAGUGCCUCGUGUAACGCGUCCGCUUCCCGUGAUUCCGGAAUCAAUACUUCUACACACUGCAUUUAUUGUUUGUUUUAUAGAAAUCUCAGUGAAGUAACAGUAGCAACAUUGAGGCAACAAUAAAGCUUUGAAAUUCAUGGACUGAAAUCGGUGGAUUCUGAUUUUCU
Molecule: messenger RNA, 603 nt
Organism: Nomia melanderi (Alkali bee)
Lineage: Eukaryota; Metazoa; Arthropoda; Insecta; Hymenoptera; Halictidae
Source: RefSeq, a predicted model, not a curated record